Molecule: messenger RNA, 1359 nt
Organism: Paraglomus occultum
Lineage: Eukaryota; Fungi; Glomeromycota; Glomeromycetes; Paraglomerales; Paraglomeraceae
Source: the annotation of a GenBank genome assembly
AUGUACCAAGGACUGCACUACGAUCCAGAUAAUAUAAUAGAAGAAGAUGGCGGAGACAUCUCCCAGGAAGACUGCUGGGCCGUCAUUCAGACAUUUUUUAACGACAAAGGACUCGUUCGUCAACAGUUAGACUCGUUCGACGAGUUUGUGCAGAACACUAUGCAAGAGAUUGUUGACGAGAAUAGGAAUCUAGUCCUACAAACAAUACAAGGCUCUGGAAACGAAGGUGAUCAGGCGAGACGAUUUUACAUUCAAUUCGGUCAAGUUUAUUUAUCCAAACCGACAAUGACCGAAGCGGAUGGUAGUUGUCAAGCCAUGUUUCCCCAAGAGGCUCGACUUCGGAACUUGACAUAUGCCGCUCCUUUAUAUGUUGACAUGAGGGAGAAGAUAGCACAUGCGGAUCCUAGAGCACCUGCCAAUCGUGACAAGACGAACGUGAACGAUAUGUUCAACGAAGACGACCUUCAAGAAGAGAAUCAGAAUCCCGCAGAUUUCGAUAAAGUCUUUGUGGGAAAGGUACCGAUAAUGCUAAGAUCAACUUUCUGUGUUUUACAUGGAUUGGAAGAUAAGAAUUUGUAUGCCUUGAACGAAUGUCCAUAUGAUCAGGGCGGCUAUUUUAUUAUAAACGGCUCUGAGAAGGUGCUUAUUGCUCAAGAGAGGAUGGCAACUAAUACAGUGUACGUCUUUGCAAAGUCACCUCCUUCACCAUAUUCAUACACGGCUGAAAUAAGGAGUGCUGUCGAAAAAGGUUCUAAGCAGUCAAGCUCCCUGAUGAUCAAGCUGCUCGCAAAGACAGCCGAAAGAGGAUCAACAGGUCAAUAUAUUCACUCGACCAUACCAUAUAUUAAAAAAGAUGUACCAGUGGUGAUUGUAUUCCGUGCGCUUGGUCUAGUGGCAGACAAGGAGUUUCUUGAACAUAUCUGCUAUGAUGCUAAUGAUUUCCAAAUGCUGGAGACGCUCAAACCGUGUAUAGAGGAGGCGUUUGCAAUACAAAGCCAAGAGGUCGCUUUGGAUUGGAUCGGUCGUAGAGGGACAACUACGGGUGCAACUCGCGAUAGACGUAUAAAGUAUGCAAGAGAAAUAUUACAAAAAGAACUGCUGCCUCACGUCGGUACUGAAUUUAAGUGUGAAACGAAGAAAGCAUAUUUUUUCGGUUAUAUGGUACAUCGAUUACUGCUCGCUGCUCUUGGUAGGCGCGAAUUAGAUGAUCGAGAUCAUUACGGAAAGAAAAGGAUGGAUCUUGCCGGACCACUGCUAGCGUCGCUAUUCCGUAUGCUCUUUAAAAAACUUACAAAAGAUAUUAGUGCCUAUUUGCGCAAGUGCAUCGAUACAAGCCGUGAAUUUAAUCUCAAUUUAGCG